Vitis vinifera (wine grape) is the source of this 3526-nucleotide messenger RNA. Its product is annotated as phosphatidylinositol 4-kinase gamma 4. The record is from RefSeq and is a predicted model, not a curated record. NCBI's taxonomy places the organism in Eukaryota, Viridiplantae, Streptophyta, Magnoliopsida, Vitales, Vitaceae. The transcript has 3 exons. Gene Ontology annotation, molecular function: protein binding. The coding region runs from base 688 to 2418 and encodes 576 amino acids.
GGGUUUUGAAAGUUUGGGGGAAACCAGCUUGGAGAAGGGGCAAGAUGGAAGAGCAGAAUAUUUCUUACCAUAUCUGUCAAAGUCAGCGGUUCUACUUGUACACCCUCCCAGGCUCCCCUCCAUAUUCCUUUCCACCCACCCCAACACGCGUCUUUCUCCAUUCUCCAUUCCAAAUUCUCAGCUCUCCUAAAAUAGCUGCUUCCCCAGCCUCCUCGACUCCUCGCCAAUUCAUCCGACUUUUUGCUAUUUUUGCCUCUCAAUUUAAGCUCUGAUCCGCCCCACCAUUUUCUUUGGUUCUUCCUCUUUGGUAAGAACCCUAUUUUCUUCUUUAUUGUUAUUAUUUUUUUCAUUUUAUUCUGAAGCCCUGAUUUCAAUAAUCCUAUUGUUUUAAAUUUUCAGAAUAAUUUCUUCAUGGGUUUUUGGCUUAUUAAUUCAUUUCUACGGUUUGUUUACGAGCAGUUGGUUCAUACAUGAAUCUCCUGGCUUGAACAUUACUUGUUAUUUAGGGUGGUUUUUUUCAUUUUUCUUGUACAGUUUUUAAAUAUUUAGUUUCAAAACGAUGGGUGUGUACCAAUCGGAAUUUCGUUUCGGUAUAAUCAUGGGUCGACACUCGUUGAUGAAUUUCUAGGGUUUAAGGCUUUAAUAUUGGUUUAAAGCUUCAAAUUCUUUAAUUUUGUUGUGAAAACAAUGUCAUCUGCGGCUCUUGUACUUGCCUCAAUUAACAGUGAGGCAAUAUUUUCUCACAACCAUUUUCACACCCAACCCGGAUUGUUUUCAAACGAAUCAAUUCUGAUUUAUCUGGCGUUUUCGGGUUCAAUGAUUCCAAUGCGUGUAAUGGGGUCUGAUUCAAUUGAGGCUGUGAAACUUAGGAUCCAAAAUUGUGGAGGGUUUGUGAAGAAACAGAAAUUGGUUUGUGGGGGCAGAGAAUUGGCAAGGAGCGAUACUCUUGUCCGAGACUAUGGGGUUUCAGAUGGGAAUGUUUUUCAUUUGGUUCUCAAGCUCUCUGAUCUGCAAAUCAUCAAUGUUAGGACUGCAUAUGGAGAAGAGUUUACUUUCCAUGUUGAGAGGUCCAGGGAUGUGGGGUAUGUUAAGCAGCAGGUUGCUAAGAAGGGGAAAGGUUUGGUCGAUGUUGAAGAUCAAGAAAUUGUGUGUGAUGGCAAGCGGGUUGAGGACCAAAGACUUAUUGAUGAUAUAUGUGAGCACAGUGAUGCAGUGCUUCACUUGUUGGUUCGGAAAUCUGCCAAAAUUAGCUGCAGGCCUGUUAGAAAGAAUUUCAAAUUGUCUGUUGUGACAGCAGAGCUGAAUGAGAAGAAAGAUUAUGAUGGAGUGGAUGGAGAACGCGGCUGUGUUUCUAAGGAUAUUGUGCCGCGAAAGCCUCACAACAAAGAUGAUUGGUUGGAGCCCAUUAUUGUUAAUCAAAAGGUUGAAUUAUCUCCAGUGAUGAGGAGUUUGAUUAACUCUACUUCUAAUGGGCUCGAUGCAGGGAACUAUCCAUUGAGGUCUUCAGAGGGUACUGGGGGAGUUUACUUGAUGCCCGAUGUGUCAGGGAACCGGUAUAUUUCUGUUUUUAAGCCGAUGGAUGAAGAGCCCAUGGCUGUGAACAACCCUAGAGGACUCCCCAUUUCAACAAAUGGUGAAGGCCUCAAAGGAGGCACAAGAGUUGGAGAAGGAGCAUUUAGGGAAGUUGCAGCUUACAUUUUGGAUCACCCAAGGAGCGGGCAUCGCUCAUUUUCUAGCAAUGAGAAGGGGUUUGCUGGGGUUCCUCCCACAACAAUGGUUAAGUGCUUGCAUAAAGCAUUUAACCAUACUGGGGAUGUAAUGGUCAAGAUUGGUUCCUUACAGAGCUUCAUGGAGAACAAUGGAAGCUGUGAGGAUAUUGGUCCUGCAGGUUUUCCGGUGGAGGAGGUACAUAAGAUCACCGUCUUGGAUAUUAGAUUGGCUAAUGCGGACAGGCAUGCUGGAAAUAUUUUGAUGAGCAAAGAUGAUGAUGGCCGGACUCUAUUAAUCCCAAUUGAUCAUGGCUACUGCUUACCAGAGUCGUUUGAGGACUGUACCUUUGAAUGGCUUUACUGGCCUCAAGCUCGGGUGCCUUACAGUGCUGCCACCAUCCGCUACAUUCAAUCACUCGACGCUGAGGAAGAUAUUGCCCUCUUGCAGUUCCAUGGCUGGGAUCUGCCGCUUGAAUGUGCCCGCAUACUUCGUAUCUCUACCAUGCUUCUGAAGAAAGGAGCAGAGCUGGGGCUCACACCCUUCGCCAUUGGAAGCGUCAUGUGCCGGGAAACCUUGAAUACAAAAUCAAUGAUUGAGGAGAUUGUCCUUGAAGCUCAGGCAUCCAUGCUCCCAGAUUUCAGUGACGCUUCAUUCCUUGAAUCUGUAUCACAGAUCAUGGAUCGACGACUUAGUGAAAUCUCAGAAUGAGAUCAAUGGAGAAUGUAGGGUCCGGACAUGAAAUUUUGUCAUUUGUAAUUACUAUUUUGGACGGGGAGCGUAAGCCGUAAUUAUUACUUGCUCCAAUCAGCGUUUGACGCAUCAGAUGGGACCUACAUAUGGGGCCCCAAGGGCUGAAAUCCCUGCAGUUGGGAGCCCAAUUUGGAAGUGUAAUCAUGGAAAUUAGAAAUAUACUAAACGUAACUCUUACUCAAAAAAAAGGCAUCAGGCAGUGAUCCUCUGCACUCAACCCUUCUGAGAAAUUUUUUUCAAACAAUGGAAUCUGCGACGUGGCACUUAUCCAGCCACUGUAGAAUCAAAUCUUGUCUCCCUUGCUUUUGCUAAAUUCUAACUACUCCUUUGAGUCACUCUCUCUCAUUUUACUCCCGUCACUUUCUCGGGAAAAUACACAGAAAAGAACCAAGAAUUGCCGAGGAAGUUUACAAUUCAGCCAUGAAUGAACCUCGGCGACCAGGCCGUACGAACCUAGCUUCAUGUAUAGUGGCUACGGUCUUCUUAGUCCUCGCCGUCGCAGUUAUUGUCAUCGUUUACCUCUGCGUCUUCAAGCCUAAAGAUCCAAAGAUCGCCGUCCACGCCAUGAGGUUCCCGACGUUCUCAAUCUCCAACGGCACUGUCGACUUCACCUUCUCUCAGUACGUGGCUGUCAAGAACCCUAACCGCGAUGCCUUCACUCACUAUGACAGCUCAGUCCAGCUCGUCUACUCCGGCAGCGAGGUAGGGUUCAUGUUCAUUCCGGCCGGCAAGAUUGAUGCCGGGAGGACGCAGUACAUGUUGGCAACGUUCGCCGUGAAGUCGUUUCCGGUGACGCAGGCGCCGUUGAGUGGGGUGACGGCGUUGAAUGAUGGAGUGGGUGGGGUGGGCAUGGGAAUGGAGCCCACGAUGGAGAUCGAGUCAAGGAUGAAGCUUGUGGGUAGGGUUAGGGUAUUGUGGUUCUUCACACAUACAGUUGAUAGCAGAGUGAGCUGCAGCGUUGCCAUUGAAGUGAGUAACGGCUCUGUACUUGGAUUUCAUUGCUGAUGAUUUUGUCAGAACUCCAAAUUUUAUGGGAAAUUGCAUAUAAUUUCGUCAUUCCAUACCA